UCCAUGGACUAGCCGAGGCAGCGCAGGGACCCCGGGUACGCCGACCGCCGCCUCGCCCUCCGCCCAGCUCGGCGCGACGUAGCGAGCAGGCUGCUGCCCCCGACGCUGUGCCAUAGAAGAUGCACUAUUACCGAUAUUCUAAUGCAGAAGUCAGCUGUUGGUACAAAUACUUGCUCUUCAGUUACAACAUUGUCUUUUGGCUAGCUGGGGUGGCCUUCCUUGCAGCUGGUCUGUGGGCAUGGAGUGAAAAGGGUGUACUGUCUGAUCUGACAAAGGUGACUGGUCUUCAUGGUCUGGACCCAGUGGUGCUUGUCUUACUGGUGGGAAUAGUGAUGUUUACUUUGGGAUUUGCUGGUUGUGUAGGAGCACUGAGAGAAAACAUCUGCCUUCUGAAAUUUUUCUGUGGAGCAAUUGUGUUUAUAUUCCUGUUGGAGCUGGCAGUAGCAGUUAUGGCUUUCCUAUUCCAGGACUGGGUGAGGGACAGGGUAAAGGAGUUCUUUGAGAAUAAUAUUAAAUCCUACCGAGAUGAUAUUGACCUCCAGAACAUCAUUGAUUCACUACAGAGAAUCAACCACUGCUGCGGUGCCCAAGGUCCUGAAGACUGGGACUUUAACAUAUACUUUAACUGCAAUAGUGAAAGCAAAAGUCGUGAGAAGUGUGGAGUUCCUUUUUCCUGUUGUAUACCUGAUCCUGCUCAAAAAGUUGUGAACACACAGUGUGGCUAUGAUAUCAGAAAGAAGAGCAAGAAUCAAUGGGAGGAUCAGAUUUUUGUCAAAGGAUGUAUUCAUGCUCUUGAAGCUUGGCUACCCCGAAAUAUCUACAUUGUUGCAGGUGUCUUCAUAGCUAUCUCACUGCUCCAGAUCUUUGGGAUUUUCCUAGCCAGGUCAUUGAUCUCCGAUAUUGAAGCUGUAAAGGCAAGUAAUGCCUUCUGAAUAUAAAAGCAGACACAUGUUGCAAACCAGUAUAUUUUACGAUUAUUGAUUGGACACCAAGGUGGAAGAAAUGCACGGACCGUGAAAUACUCCUGUUAUUACAAGCCUUAUGUGGAUUUUGCCCUGCUCAUGCUUUUUGUUAGAAGCUGGUACAAAAGACAUCUCCAAACCUGUCUACCUUUUUUCUAACAAGACCAACUCAGUGCACCAGUGUUGAUCUCUGAGGAAGAAAUGGAAUUUCCCAACACACUGGCAGAACAGAUUUUAAGGACUGUAGCAGGAAGACAUAAAAUUGCUGUAAACUUUCCCUGAAGGAUUGCUAUGAAAAUUGUUCUGUCUUCACUCUUAACUGUCGUCUGUCUUAAAAUGUAAUCUUUUCAGAAGGCAUGUACUGAUUUCUUCAGAAUCUUGAAAUCAUAUUAAUCUCUGCAGUAGACUCAUGCAGUCAUUUUUGGCAAGAUAUCCAGCAAUCAUAAUCAUCAAGGUAUUGGAAAUUAGGGAAAAAAAUCACAAGUUGUCUAGUUCUUUAAUUGAUUUUCAGUUGUGCAGAACCCAUGCUGUUUUGAAAAUUCAAACCAGUUCUCAGAUAGUAAAAAUCUGCCUCUAGCAUUAUAUGUUAGAAAACCCCAUUUCAGGCAAGAGGGUAUGAAGCUCUGAUGGUGUUUCCUGUCUGAGGAAAAUUUAACUAUUCUUUAUUUAUAGAAGAAAAACCUCUUUAAAAGUGCUUAUCCUUUCAUUGAUCACUAAUAUCCUUAAAAAGUGCUGUCUGUGUAAAUUGCAAAGUGCAACUGGUUUCAGUAGGUAGCAAGCAUGCUGUUAAUAGCUUUUUUAAUUCCUCUGGUUUCUCCCACAACUGCUGUAUGGAUCUUCACAAGUCUGAACUGAUACUAUCAGGACCAGUGAAAGACUUAUAAAUUCAGCAUCAGUCCUUACUGAAAUAUGUUUGGAAAUGAGGAAGUACAAAGUUAGUGAAAGAUUAGAGUUGUUGGAUUUUUAAAUUUUCUGUAAAACUAUUAAAACAUCAGUUCUGCUUGGUUCCAUGGUUCAAAUGUGAAUCAAAACAUGGUGAACCAGAAUGAUUUCUUCGCAGUAAUUUUCUGUGUUAAGCUGAACGAUUCCUUCCGAGGUCAGGGGUUUUAUUUUAAUCAAGAGGAAACUAAACUCUCUUCUUCCAGUCCUCCCUUCUUGGGAGUUUAGUAGAUGGAUCUGUAGUUCAGUAAGAGUUCUAAUCUUUUCUAGAAGACUUUUUAGUAUCCUUAGCUUUAAGGUAAAAGUAUGUGGCUGAAAAGUUCUUGAAGGUAGCUGUAGCUGUCAGUUUUACUGUGGGCCAUAUAACUAACAUUGUUUACUGCUUCCAGUAACACCAAAUUUUCAGGGAGAGCAGGUUUAUUUACAGUGCCUAACAUAGUGUAAAUUUUAGAAAAUUAUAUAUUUUUAUAAUAUUUUAGUAUAUGUAGCCUGCCUGAAAGAUUCAAUGCUUGAAUUUCUAAGUAUAUGGCUUUUUCAGGAAGCCGAAUUUUUAAAUCUCUCUCAUGUCCUUUUAUUCUAUAAUGCAUGUAUUAACAAAUAUUUCACUGGCAACAGUUGAUCAACAGUAAGAUCUUAGUGUCUGUUAUCCAGACAUCCUUAUAGCUUGUAAUCUAUGAAGCACUUCAGACAGUGCUGUACUUCUCAUGUGUACUUCAGCUUUCAUAGUUCUCUUUCUGGCCAGUGACUGAGACACAACAGGAAAAGGAAGCUUGUCUAAGGAUGGCUGAUUUCCUUACAGUAACAGAGAACAGUCUGCUAUUAACUCAUCUGAAAACCUAAAGUCAAAUGGCUAGAAGUACACUGUGAUUUUUUUUUUAACUUUGAUAUACAACAAGAAAACAAUAACAGUAGAUCACUGAGGGGAGAGCAAGAGGCAUUUCUUCUGUAAAGCCCUGAAUUUGAGGUCUGUUUUACUUAUUUGUUUAACGCAUUGGGAGUAGCCAAAAAUGUGCAAUCGUACUGCUGCUUCGCAAGUGGCAAAGCAGUGUCCAGCAACCUUUGCUUUAAAUUCUGGUGCUUGAAACUUUACACCACCUCAUCAACCAACUUAGUCAGUUAAUGUUUUGUGUAAAUAAUCUGAUGUAUGUAAAAUUGGAGAAGGAUACUUCCUGUUUGUAACUUUUUAUUCAUAAAACAUUGCAUUGAAAACUGCGACCAGGGAGUGUGUUUCCCUUUGCCACUUUCUGACACAAAAAGCUCCUGAUGCUGGGAAGGAAUUUCAGCAGUUUGGUGAAAAUCAUGUCAGUGUCAAGGAUGUCUGUGGAGUUCAUGCACCAAAAUUAGCUGCUGACAAGAGCCAGCAUUUUGGAUUAGGAUUCCAGGGUCUGCAAAUCUUGCCAAGUUGCCUGAAGACAAAUGAGUACUUGGUUGUUUUUUUUUUUAAGUACUGUUUGUGUGCAAAACAAUUUAAUUGAAUUGUUGUCUUUCCACAGUUUGUUCUUAGCGGCUUUGGCCAUAUUAACACCAGCUUUGUAUCAGUGCUUCAGUUAUUUGGAGCUGAAUUGAAGAGAGAAGUACAGCCUAUUUGAGGAUCUUUAAAUUCAUGAAGUGAUUUUUCUUUUUUACACUGUGGAUAAACUUCUCUGUGCUUAUUCAGUGUCAUUUUUAAAAUCCCUGGGCUGUGUGCUGGUUUGCCCCUAGACAUUUUGAAGUGUACCCCCAUUGAUGGAACACAUGGCUAGGGUAAUGUCAAACUUAAAAUGGGAACGUUUUCUGCUUAAUUUUAUUUAGCAUCUCUUUUGUGGACCUGCAGGGACUUCAUGGCUAAAGAUUUAGGUUAUGGUUUAAAAAAGUCUUGUCAGCAGAAGCGGCUGGGUGUGAGCCUGCCUCUAAAGCCUCCAAGGAGAAGUAAUUCAGUGACCUCACAGAGGUUUGAUAAAUUGUUGAGAUUUCAGUGGUUGCAUGUGGAACAACUUCACGAACACUACAAUGGAAACAAGAUUUUUAAUGAAGAUGUCAGAUAGGAGCUCAGACUUGAAUAACUACACUGAGAGAAGGAAACAUGAACGUGAUCACUUUUAUUUCUCUGAAAUGAGCACAAUUUAUUUCCGUUAAGCGAAGUAUUUGUCAGUAUGUUUGACAGUGCAACUACCCUUUUGUUGCUAUCAAUGUUACUGCAUUUGGACACAGUUUCCCUGUACGUGAAGAGGAAGGUCAAUGUAAGCACUGAAAAAAGUGCAGUGACCAAAGGACCUUCGGUCGCCUCCUGAAAAUCCGAAUGUUUCUUCCAAGAGGUCUCCAGUUUUGGUGACCUCAUACAGUGCCAUGUGCAUAGACCUGUACUUCAGUCCACUGAGGUUGAUGUGGCGAUUGACUGAUGUGUAGAAUUGCCUUGGUUUUUGUCUCCUCAUUCCACCCUUCCCUCUUCCUUCCCCUUACUGCCUAUGGGUUAUCAUGCAGCUUGAGCAUUGUUCAGCCAUCGGAAGAGGAGGUUCUGUCUUCUCUUCUGAGGUGGCUUUUCUGAGUGACUUUCAGUAUAUUUUUUUCUUAAGCCUUAAAUUUUAUUAAAUAAAACUUGAUGUUUUCUACUCCUGGAGUUUGAUUUCUAAAAUCUGUUGCUUUCAUUUACUAGUAUUUCGCUCUCUAAGGGUUAGGCUGGCUACCAAGACUGCAGUUUUUGGAUAACUCAGAAGUGGUAAAGAUCCAGUGGUGUUCAUUUGUAUAUUUUGCUGAAACUAAUACCUGAUUAUUUUUUUUUUUUGUUAGCAGUCUGGGCUGCUGAAUAAUAAAUAACACUGAUGAUUUUUUCUCCAUUGCUAAUGGAAAGCCACAAACUAGCGAAGAGCUGCAGAAGGGUUUAGAGAAACUAUUAAAUCUCCUGACAUCCAGAAAGUUAAAUCUGCUGUUUUUCUUUUCUCCUGUGUGGUCAAAACCUGCUUCUGUUACUCACCGAGUGACUUGUCUGGGGUGGUUUUAUGAAAUUCUCUUUCUUAAGAGUAUUCCUGAGAGUGAUGUUUGGUGAUGAGUGUAGUAGGCCAAGUAGUGUUACUAAGUUUUGCAGGUGGGAAGACUUUUGCAGGAACAAAGUUGAAAUGUUUGUUUGCAGACAGUUUGUUGCAGCCAGUUGUACUCAAAUUGUUUGAAAAUUGUUGGGCGUUGUUGACUUUGAAAUAUACCCUGUUUUGUAACAGUCUUCUGAAGAUCAGUACUUGUUUAUUUUUUUCACAAUAACUUUUCUGCUGGCUAAAAAAAAAGGUUGUUUUUCCUCAGCAUUUUACCACUGCAGGGGUUUGGACAUUGUAACUCUGCAACAUUCCAUUGCUUCAAAAAGUUCCCAUAAGAACAAGUUGUGUAAUAGAAUCUGUUAGCUUUUCAUCUAAUCACCAGUUUUAAAUAUGAAAGGUUUCUGUAGAAAUGUUUAGACACAUUUGCUUUACUACAGUUUUUUGUUAUCUGAAGUUAAACCCAGGUCCUCUUACUGGUGAUGAUGGAAUGCCAGCUGCCUCCAAAUCUUCACCCAUUCCCACUUGCAAUUUCUGAUUAGCUUUAAUUUUAUGUCUUGUGUAAGCACUGUAUGUUCACUGACUGCAGUUUCUUGUAACCUUUGCUUCUGCUGAGUCUCAUUCCAGGUUCCAACAUGUUACAAUACAGCUCUGAACUUAGGACAACACUGCAGCCUCAAUUAUUUAGGAAAAUAGCUUGUGACAGUAGCAGGGUAAAAUUUUAGAGAGGAGCUUUAAAAUUGGAAAA
Molecule: messenger RNA, 5651 nt
Organism: Lepidothrix coronata (blue-crowned manakin)
Lineage: Eukaryota; Metazoa; Chordata; Aves; Passeriformes; Pipridae
Gene: TSPAN14
Product: tetraspanin 14
Exons: 9
Coding region: 120-932 (270 amino acids)
Biological process (GO): regulation of vascular endothelial growth factor signaling pathway; protein localization to plasma membrane; protein maturation
Cellular component (GO): membrane
Source: RefSeq, a predicted model, not a curated record